AUUGUAAUUUGCACAACAGAAUUAAUUUUCAAGUUGGGUUUGUUACCUAUUCUAUGACAGAUAAAUUACUAGUAAGAAAAUCGGAAAAGGUAAAAGAAACAGACCUUUCAUCAGCACGUAUAAGCGACAUCUAGAAGACAAAGAACAGAAUUACCGAUAUUGGACCAGUUAUCCAUGUCAUGUGUUUAUACUUGUUGCUGUUUCCAAGUUCUUAAAAUGACAUACUUUUAUAUUUUUCAUAAAGCCACUAGUUUUGAACAAUGUAUUUCAGCUUAGAAACCAAGCGUACAAGUAACAUGAGCAUGAUGGAAUUCGAAACGAGAAAAAAGGAGGAUACAAAGCAACAUUUAUAGAUAGGGGAAUCCCUUGUUUAUAUCCUAAAAUUUUAUGUAUACUGAUCUGAACCUGAACCAAUUGGAGGAGCAAUAACUAUAUCUAUAGUGCCAAGAUGACUGUAGACAUGCAGAAAUACACGGAGCUACUCCAAGAUUUUAGUGCAAUUUCGCAAGCUUACAUUAAUCAGGAGACUCUUGACAAGCUGAAAGCAAGAUACAAAGAAACAAUAAACUCUAAGAGAGUAUUAGAAAAUAUAGUGAACAUAGAUAGUUUAUUAAAAGUGUUGGAAAAACGUGGAGUUUUACAAUACAAUGAAAUCAGUGUUUUACAUCAGAUAGCUGAGAUUGUACAAAAUUCAUCUAUUGAUGAUUUAAUUGUAAAUUAUGAACACUGGUCGACUGAAAAUUUUACGACCGAAAUAAAUGAUUUAUAUAGUUGCGGUAAGUCAUCCAAUUUGAUAAUUAUCAGCGAGCAUAAAAUUUCUAACCAAUAUAAGACUGAAAAUCUAUGUGAAAUUCUUCCUGAAAAUGUGCCAAAUUUAGAGUCUGAAGAUCAAUGUAAUGAAAGUUUACUAUCAAAAGAGUCUAAUGCAACUCUUAAUGCACCAAAAUAUAUAGACAAUAAAAAUAUAAUCAAAUCAACAUUCAUUAAACAAUGUUCAAAAAAAUGCAAACAAAAAAAAUAUAUUUUCAUAAUUAUCAUUAUAUUGUUACUUAUUUUAACAAUUGGUGUUAUUGGAAUUCUCGUCAAAAUAUCUUAUCUAUCAACAGCUAUUGUGCCAGGGGUAGAACAACAGACAAACGCAUCUUCAAAUAAAUUUGAACCUAAAAUGCCUUUGUUCAGGCCCAAUGUCAAUCUAGAGUAUUCAGCGAAUCAUUCUUCAGUUUAUUCAUCAACAACUCCAGUGUCUCAUGCAGAUCGUGAAAAAGAAAUUCAAAGUUUAGUUGUAAACAGAAUAAGUAGAAAAAUAGGUAGAUAUUGGGCAGAUGUGAGUAGAAGAUUAAAUAUUGAAGAAGCUUAUAUAGAGGAUAUAGAAAAUAGGUACAUUGAAGAAACUCAUAGUCAUGAAAAAAUGUUUAAAGAGGCACUUAAAAUAUAUUUUUCUGAAAAAAACUCUAAUUGGAAAAGAGAUUUGAUGACAGCCUUAGAAUCCUCUAAACGAAAAGAUUUAAAAGAAGAGGUUGAAAAAAUGGUUUACUGAUACAAAGGUUCAAAAACAUUUUGAAACUACAUAUUUAUCUGCUUAAAUAAGUACCUGUCAAUAAAUGCAUUGUUUGUUGCAGUUUGUAUUGAUGCAUAAAUAUUUGUACAUAUUAGACUGCAAGUAUUCUUUGCAAAAGAAAUAUUUGUAUGAUUGUAUAGUUUUUAUAAAACAAAAAAUAACAACAGCUAUUUAUACAAAGAAGUAUAUUUAUUCGCAGUACUUUCAAAUAUACCUUACAUAGAAAACUGAAUUACAUAAGUUUUAUGAAAAUGGAUGUUUAGUAUAUCUACUCAGUAAUGUAGCAUGCGAGUAACGAUAGAAUGAGCAGAUUGCUGUUUUAUUUGAUAUAAUUAGCUAUGAAAAAAAA
Messenger RNA from Nasonia vitripennis (jewel wasp), 1907 nucleotides. It is a transcript of the gene Fadd, whose product is annotated as fas-associated death domain protein. The coding region runs from base 449 to 1537 and encodes 362 amino acids. The transcript is spliced from 4 exons. NCBI's taxonomy places the organism in Eukaryota, Metazoa, Arthropoda, Insecta, Hymenoptera, Pteromalidae. The record is from RefSeq and is a predicted model, not a curated record. Gene Ontology annotation, biological process: signal transduction. Gene Ontology annotation, molecular function: protein binding.